UUUUUUUUUUUUUUUGUACAGCAAUCCUCGAUCAGAGAUGGCGGGCGCCUCAGACCCCCUGGAAGAUAUGCUCUUUUCAGAGGUGGACGAGAAAGCGGUGAGCGAUUUGGUGGGAUCUCUGGAGUCACAACUAGCCGACAGCAAAGCCGACACAGAGGGACACACACUUCUGGAGAACAGAGGCAACGGCUCAGCUGGCAACACGAACCAUCACUUGGGGAAAACGUUACCAGCUCGAGUGGGCACCACAACACUAGAACAACAACAACAACAACAAGGAGGGCGACAUAAAGCUGGCGUGCACCCGGGGACCCACUGUAAAGGCAUCAGCUCGGAGAAACCCGUCCGAGCAUCCCCACCGAGCUCUCCGCCACCGCUGGACGAGGCUUCUGUCACUGUUGUCGCCGACCAAAAAGCAAACGCCAGCAGCGGCUCGCCUCCCCGUGAUACAUCAAUCACAACAUCGAACGCCUCCGCUCUGUCAACUUUGGCACCGUCUCGAAUCAGCAUCAGCACCGCGGCUCCGGGUCCCAUGGUAACCGCUUUAUCUCCGAGUGGUGGCACGAGACCCACUAAUCCUCCGAGGAAACGCGCCACCGUCGCGUCAAAGAGGAGCGCGUCCGCUCGGAUCAAGAGUUUAACCGGAGGAGCGGUGUCAACGCGGCGGACUAGCGCUGGUGCCUCGGCGUCCGAACUCGCUAGCCCUGCAGCCGGGUGUACAAGUGCAGCAAACCCUAUUCUGAGAGCAGGGACAGCAUCAUGUAGUAGAACCCCCGCGACUGUUACCUUGUCUAACGCCAGCAGCGUGCCAGCAGCAGGUCAGUCGUGUGGUGCUCUCGAUCGGGGCACGCCUACCAUAGCGCUGCACAGACUUCCCAAUCAUAUCGUGGCAAGCAUAGCCCAGAAUGGCAACGGCACCACGGUGUCUGCUCUUGUCCAGCAAGGGGCGCGUUUAGGACCCAUCACCUCCCCCGGUGCACAGCUCAACCACAACGCAGCGUUGACGCUUAACACUUCGGUUUCCAAAACAGACGAGUCUCACCAUAAAACCGCCAUGGCGAGUCAAUCAUGCAACACGAGUUCUGUAAUAAGCACCUGUUCUUCUUCUGUUGUGUUAACAACAGCAGCCACGUUAAGUUCCCCCACCACCGCGGCUGGCUGUGCCGCCGGCGUGGCGACGACUCUGAGUGGGAGCGGGCAAACGACAGCACCAAACAUGCACACGAACACGGUCAGACUGGCAGCUCCCUCGGCUGCACCCGUUGGGGCCACCCCUGCUGCACAGUGUCAGCCCCGUCCCGGGCUGACUGCACCUCCUCAAAGGAUUGUAGCUCCACAACAGUUGAUUGUCAGGGCGCCUCAACCGCAGACGACCAUCCAGCUGCCCUCUGGCUUUACCAUUCCUCAGGGGAUGGUCUUGGUGCGGACGGAGCUGGGACAACUUGUGAUGGUCCCUCAGCAAGCGCUAGCACAAGCCCAGGCUCAGAACAACCUCUCCCCGCGACCCUCCACGCCUACAACCGGGCCCUCCUUCAGAGCCCCCGGCCCUCAGGGCCCCGUGGCCCCCGCCGUGGCAGUGACGGCUCCCCAGCAGGCCCCCGCAUCGGGGGCCCCCCAGGCCCGGGCCGCGGCCCUGGCCGCGGCCGCCUCGCGACCGGCUCAGCCCCCGCAGACGGCCGUCGCCGUGGCCCCCGGGGGCCCGGCCGUAGCCCAGGAAAUGCAGGACAACGUGAAGAAGUGUAAGAACUUCCUGGCCACGUUGAUCAAGCUGGCGUCCCACAAUUCUCCUUCCCCCGAGACAUCCAAGAAUGUCAAGAGCCUGGUCCAGGAUCUGUUGGACGCCAAGAUCGAGCCCGAGGAGUUCACCAGCCGGCUGCAGGCGGAGCUCAAGUCGUCGCCCCAGCCCUACCUCGUGCCCUUCCUCAAGAAGAGUCUCCCGGCCCUGCGGUUGUCUCUGCUCAGCAGUCAGCAUUCGGUGCCCACCCCCCAGCAGGGAGUGAAGCCGGGGGUCUACCCCGGCCCCCCGGUGGCGGGGGGGGCAGCGGUCCGGGUCCACUACCCCAACAGCGUCGGACCGGCCACGGGGGCGGGCGGACUGGCGGCCGCACACACAGCCGGCGUGGGGAUGAAGAGAGGGGGCGUGUCUGGGGGACAGGUUCGGACGCCCGUGGCGACACCGUGUAUGAGAGCACAAGGUGCUCUGUGUAAGGGACUGGUCGGUGCCCAGACAGGCAGAGGCCCCGCGGGUAUGGGUCCACCGGGCUCCGGGAACCAGAAAAACAAGCCCAACGAUCCCGGGGGUGGUUCGUUCAGGGACGACGACGACAUCAACGACGUGGCUUCCAUGGCCGGGGUGAACCUGAACGAGGAGAGCGCCAGGAUCCUGGCCACCAACUCGGAGCUGGUGGGGACACACAUCCGCUCGUGCAAAGACGAGGCCUUCCUCCACCCGGGGCUGCUGCACCGGAGGAUCCUGGAAGCAGCGAAGAGGUUUGGCGUGACGGAGGUGCCCAUGGACUCGGUGACGUUCAUCUCCCACGCCGCCCAGGCACGGCUCCGCACCGUCCUAGAGACGGUGUCCUCCAUCGCUCAGCACCGCCUCGACUCCUGCAAGGAUGAGGAGUGGUACGAGCCGUCUGCAGACGUGCGCUCCCAGCUCAGGUUCUUUGAGCAGCUGGAGAGGAUGGAGAAGCAGAGGAAGGACGAGCAGGAGAGAGAGAUCCUGCUGAAGGCUGCUAAGAGCCGGGCGAGGCUGGAGGACCCAGAGCAGGCCCGGCUGAAGCAGAAGGCGAAGGAGAUGCAGCAACACGAACUGGCCCAGACGAGGCAGAGGGAGGCUAACCUCACCGCUCUGGCCGCCAUCGGCCCCCGAAAGAAACGCAAGAUGGAUUCGGCGUGGGCCACGGCGUCGGGGAGCGAGGUGAGAGGACCCCUCCACGUCCGGGCGGCGGAAGAGCUUUCUUAUGCGCUGACCACCUCUGAUCAGACACUUGAGGGAUCCCUCCUGUUCAAUGCCUGGUUAUGGCACGUUUAUUAAAGGGGACAUAUUAUGAAAACAACACUUUUCCUGGGAUUUGGGGUGUUGUUUUGGGUCCCUGGUGCUCCCGCACACAUGCAAACUUUGAAAAAGUCUGUACAUGAUUUUUUGAGUGAGAUAUGCAUUUAUGAAAGUACCCCACCUACAGUUACCAAACGAGCUUCCUGUGCUGCACAGUUGAACAUUACCUCCCACUUCCCCACUCCCCUCCAAUCAGGGCAUAGCUAAGAUUUUGUGGACCAGCGGACGAGCAGCUCCGGCGGGGGGCAGCCCUGCAGCUAAGCUCUAGGAGUACAAUCCCAUUCUCUCCGGAGGAGGAGACAUGGAGGAGAAAGGGAUUGUACUCCCGGAGCUGAGCUGCCGGACUGCCGCCAAGCUACCUCCGCCGGACUGCCGCCGAAGUCCGGCCGUCGUCGAAGCUGUCCGGCCGCCGCAGAAGCUUUGGCGGCAGUCCGGCAGUGUGCUCCGGGAUCUGAACUGCGGCCGAAGCUUUCCGGCUGCUCCGGCGGGUGUACUCCGGGAGCUGAACUGCCGCCGAAGCUGGCAGGUCCGGCGGGGGUAGGUCUCGGCGGCAGUCCAGCAGCUCCAGCGCGGGGAGCUCGGCGGCAAGUCAAGCAGCUCAGCUCCCGGAGUACAAUCCCUUUCUCCUACAUGUCGCGGCUCAUGGACUUCAGUGAGUCAAGGCCAAAGUUCCUUUACUUGUUGUGGAAGUGCCAGAGACGUCAGACGGAGUCUUUAUGAAUCAUAAUAUCAUCCGAGGCGCACAUAGCUUUUGGCCGUGAUAUUAGAUAUAAUAUUAUAUAAAUACCCAUAUAUAAUAUUAUUAUUAUUAUUAUUAUUAUUAUUAUUAUUAUUAUUAUUAUUAUUAUUAUAUUAUACUAUAUGAUAUAGAUAUAGAGCUCCAGAUUUCCGCAAACGGCAACAAUCCCUUCUCCUCCAUGCUGUGGUUCAGUCUGACAGCUCAUUGGUCAAUGGGCAGCAGCUCAUUUGCAUUAAAGCUACAGACACCAGAAACAGCGCAUUCUGAAGGGACUGAAAGAGAGGGGAAUAGCAGUAGGCAAGAUCUUUUUUCCUAAAAGCUAUUUCCCGCAAACAGCUUCAAAAACAUGUUUUCUGGAACUCAAAUACCAUGUUUACUUUUUGGGAAAACACCAUAAUAUGUCUCCUUUAACCGGUGUUACAUUAAUAACUAAUUAACAUUAGUCAAUGUUAAAAGCAUUAUUAUACAGCAUUAGCACACAUUGUGUCGUCAUGUGUGUAUCUUGUCGCGUUGUCGCAUUACGGUGACACGUUUCAAGUCACGUUGCGUGAUGUCAAGUCACGUUGCGUGGUGUCAAGUCACAUAGCUUUGUGUCAAGACACGUUGCGUCAAGUCGCGUCGUGUUAAGUCACGUCUCUUCGGGUCAAGUCACGUUGCUUUGUGUCAAGUCGCGGCUAUCCGGACUAUAAUAAUUAUAUGCAAGAAUGCAAAAUAUGAAUACUAGUAAAUAUAAUUAUCAACAAAUUUGACACGAGGGCAUUAUACCCCCUCCUAUAUGCAAUUACAGCUACUAUAAAUCGAUUGACAAACAUAAGUACUUUCUUUGAAAAACCCCCGUUUAUUCAUAGAGGGACGGUUCGUUCCGGUAAAAAUAGACUUGAAGUCUAUUUCAGCAAUUUGCUGUCCGUCUGAUGUCAGCUCUCAUGGAAUAGAGCGGGGUUUGUUACUAAGAGCUCCACGCUACGCUCAACGACGCCUGGGUGGCUAGUCUAAGGGGGGUUAGGGAUGGGGUUAAGUUUAGUUACCCUGCUAGUGGACAUUAAGGGGCCACUCACACUAGGGCCGCGGCCCCCUGCCCGAGCUCAUUUGCAUACUAAAGUGUAGAACAUUUGGCUAGUGUGACCACGCCAUCCGUAUUCCAGCACGGAACAGCCCCCUGGCCACGGCACACUUGCGAGAGGUGUGCCGUGGCCAAAGUACAGAUGCUAAUGAGAUGACACGCGCACACGCGCGGAUACGCAACGUGAGCUGGAUGACGUAGUCCUUGCGCGACCCUUCUUUCUUUAUAGGUCUAUGCCCUUCUUCCCCACAACAAUCAUUUUAAACGAUGGCGGCAAGCGGUUCACGAGUGGGUUUACGUUGGUGCAAUAGUGAAGUCGAGUGUUUACUUGAA
Molecule: messenger RNA, 5190 nt
Organism: Gadus chalcogrammus (walleye pollock)
Lineage: Eukaryota; Metazoa; Chordata; Actinopteri; Gadiformes; Gadidae
Product: transcription initiation factor TFIID subunit 4-like
Exons: 13
Coding region: 38-3037 (999 amino acids)
Biological process (GO): DNA-templated transcription; transcription initiation at RNA polymerase II promoter
Cellular component (GO): transcription factor TFIID complex
Molecular function (GO): DNA binding; protein heterodimerization activity; RNA polymerase II general transcription initiation factor activity
Source: RefSeq, a predicted model, not a curated record